Molecule: messenger RNA, 3371 nt
Organism: Patella vulgata (common limpet)
Lineage: Eukaryota; Metazoa; Mollusca; Gastropoda; Patellidae
Product: sodium/mannose cotransporter SLC5A10
Exons: 16
Coding region: 397-2334 (645 amino acids)
Biological process (GO): transmembrane transport
Cellular component (GO): plasma membrane
Molecular function (GO): D-glucose:sodium symporter activity
Source: RefSeq, a predicted model, not a curated record
AUCUUGUAAAUGGAUACAUCAAGGGUGUUAAUACGAACUGAUAAGACACGAAGCAAUCUUAGAUAAGUCCCGUGUCUUUAUCAUUGUUCACACGUAUUAUUAUCAUUAUUUCAAUGUCUUUUAAGUGUUUAAGAUAGGGUGCUAGGGUCGAAUUGCUAUAGUAAAUUAUAACGUGUGUGUAGGGUAGUUUGUCAAUCGUUUAUAUGCCUAAAGAAAUUAGGACACCAUGCUAAAUAGUUGUUAUUUUUUAAAAAUAUCAUUGAGUUAUAUUCGGAUCAUCUACACAAACAGGAAGGGAAGCUUGAACAGUUUUAAGCUGUGAGUGAAUUUCUGGAAUUUAUUUUGGUGUUCAGUUUGAUUAAAGUGUAUUCAUCAGUAUCAGAGCCUUGAAUCAAGAUGGACACGCCAGGAUUAGACCAUUGGGCUGACAUCACAGUUGUUGCCAUAUAUUUUGUUUUGGUUCUGGCAGUGGGUUUAUGGUCACUAUGUAGACCAAAUCGUGGAAGUGUUAAAAGUUAUUUUCUUGCUGGUAGAGACAUGAAAUGGUUCCCGGUUGGAGCAUCGCUAUUCUCCAGUAAUAUUGGCAGUGAACAUUUUGUAGGACUGGCUGGUACUGGUGCAGCAUCUGGUAUAGCUAUGGUCAUGUAUGAAUGGAUUUCAAUGCCACUAGUAAUUUGUUUAGGAUGGAUAUUUUUACCUGUUUAUAUAUCAGCUGGGGUUUACACAAUGCCAGAAUAUAUGGAGAAGAGAUUUGGUGGGAAGAGGAUUAGAGUAUAUUUAAGUUGUUUAUCUCUAGUACUCUAUAUAGUAACUAAGUUAGCGGUUAGUAUAUAUGCUGGUGGAUUAUUUAUAAAACUAGCUCUAGCAUGGAAUAUGUAUAUAUCUGUUACUGGUUUAUUACUAAUUACUGGUUUAUAUACAGUAUUAGGGGGAUUGGCAGCUGUCAUCUACACAGAUACAUUUCAAACUGUCGUCAUGACGAUAGGAGCUUUAAUAUUAUGUGCUAUAAGUUUUGAUAAAAUUGGGGGUUAUGAAGCUUUGCAGUAUAAAUACAUGGAAGCUAUACCAUCUGUUCGCGCAAAUAAUACAACUUGUGGGGAACCUAGAGCAGACGCUUUUCAUAUCUUCCGUGAUCCUAUCAACUCAGACAAUCCAUGGCCAGGACUCCUGAUACAAACUAGUUUGGGCUGCCUUUGGUACUGGUGCUGUGAUCAGGUCAUCGUUCAGAGAACACUAGCUGCUAAAAACCUAACCCACGCUAAAGCUGGUUCUAUAUUAGCUGGAUAUCUGAAACUUCUACCAUUAUUUCUAAUGAUAUUCCCGGGUAUGAUUAGUAGAGCAUUGUAUCCAGAUUCAAUUGGUUGUGUAGAUCCCGCGGAAUGUGAGAAAUAUUGUGAAAAUGCUGUUGGUUGUUCCAAUAUAGCUUAUCCUAAAUUAGUACUAGAGUUACUACCAGUAGGUUUGAGGGGUUUAUUAAUGGCGGUCAUGUUAUCAGCUAUAAUGAGUUCUCUGACGUCCAUCUUUAAUAGCGCCAGUACAUUAUUCACCAUGGAUCUAUGGCGGAGGAUGCGACCUGUAGCACAAGAAAGAGAAUUACUUAUAGUAGGAAGAUUAUUCGUCCUCUUCUUAUGUGGUGUGAGUAUCCUUUGGAUUCCACUUGUAAAAUCUUCACAAGGUGGACAACUCUUCAAUUAUAUUCAAGCUGUCCAGGGAUAUCUUGGUACACCCAUUACAUCGUUAUUUGUCAUGGCGGUGUUCUGGAAAAGAAUGAAUGAAAACGGUGCUUUUUGGGGAAUUGCUGUUGGACAUGUCUGUGGAGUGAUACGAAUGGCAGUAGAUUUCAGUUAUCCAGCACCAGAAUGCGGGGAAGAAGAAUCUCGUCCUUCAGUGUUACUUUAUGUCCAUUAUACAUAUUUUGGUUCAAUGAUACUAAUUAUAACGUGUAUUAGUAUAGUUAUAUUUAGUUUAAUUAGUAAAGCUCCUACAGAAGAACAAUUACGCGGGGUAACGUAUUGGACCAGGAUAGAUAAACUGUCCGAAGAAACCAGAAAAUUCGAGGAGGAAAAUCUUAACUCAUUCAAUGGGCAUUCUGAUAUGAAACUAGAAUCUAGUGAAGAAGUAGUUAUAGAAGAAACUGAAACGAAAGGCUGUAAUUAUUGGGCCAGAUUUAUAUGCGGUUUACCUGAAAACAAACCAGAUCGUGGCACACCGGGAAUAUCACAGAAACAAAUCAGACAAUUUCUUUACGAAAAUCCAAAAUGGCAGACAUUUAUGAAUAUCAAUGCUGCUCUUGGUUGUGUGGUAAUGGCAUUUUUAACUGGUUUCUUUCAUUAAGGAUUGUUGUCUUAAUUCAUUGUUUGGAGUUGUUUGUGAAGCAUACGGAACGACAUCACCACAACCAUGAAUCCACAAAAUAAUCUAUUUGAAUUGAAAUAAAUUUGAAUUGAAAUUCAUGUUUUGGGUUCUCAUUUAGAACAGAAUAAGGCAAAACAAAAUUUUAACAUUAUUAGUUUACUGGAAACCUGCGAUUUCGGAUAAAAAUGUUAAGGAUUUUUAAAACUGUGCAGCGUUUUUCGAAUGUUAUAGUGGUUACUGAUACUUAAAGUAGCUAAGUCUCUAACUCAAUAUCAUCCAAAAUCUUCAACAUUGAAAACACGAUUUAUUUGUCAAAUUAAAUCAACAUUGAUGUUGUGAUCUUACCGGAAUAAGAUGGGCUUUUGAUAUCCAAUAUUUAAGACAAAAUAAACAUUUUACCAUUGGUACACGAAUCGUGUACCAUAAUGCGCUUCAGCCUCAGUUGUAAAAAGAGACUCUUGGGACGAGGCUAGACACAUUGCACCAAAUCGAACGGCGUAUGUAGACUGGAAUAACUAGACGCUAGAAAUGUGCACUCGAUUGAGACUACAGGCUUAUUUCGCCGAACAUAACUGAUUUGAAAUUGGAGUAAAAACGGAAACGAUUGAAUGAAAAUCAGUUUAUAUACAUUCAUAUUACAGUAUUAUAUGCGUUGCGACCCACUUUUGUCAAUUUCUAGGUCCUAAAUGUUAGCGAUUUAGCUCCUUUAAGCAUUCUUUGGAUUCCAUUUUACAGUUUGUGUUUGGAGAUAAUGAUUCUGUUUGUGACUUAGUUCAACACUAUUAUCCAGUAUAAGUAAAUGUAUAUAAUUGUACAUUACAUGUAUUUAAAAUGUAAGACGACAUUGUCCCAAAAACAUAUAGGGCAUAGAUUUUGUCAAAAUAAACAUUUGUAUCAGAUCACACGUGGUCUGCAAGCACUUGCUUUUGUUUUUUUAUGUUUUAUUUUAUACCGUUGAAUACUGGAUUGUGCAGCUUAAAGACCGUGUGACUGUUUCAGCCUUGGGUAACAAAUCU